CGUGGCACGGCGACACCGCGGCCCUCAGAGCCCUGACCCGUUUCUGGCCAAAUCUGGGCUCGACCUGCCCCCUUCCUCCUCUCAGGGGCAUGGAGGGGCCGUGGGGCGUGUGGGAACUGGAUAUGUGGACGUUAUGGGGAGACUUUUCCCAGCCGCUGGUCCAGGACUCCCCCUCCCAGCCUCACCACGAGGGCAGAGGGUCCCUGGAACCAAGCUUAAGCAGCUGCUUCCGCGUGGCCCCAGGAGAGGCACAGCCAGGUGAUUGGGGUGGCUUAUUUUCCAACUGUCCAGUCCAGCGCUUUUUCCAAUUGUGUCCCUUCCUUGCCACAGGUUGGUACUGGUGCCCCCCCAAGGUGCGAAUUAUUCUGUGACUGCCACCCCUAAGCCCACCCUACAGGGGGUUUUGGAGGAGGACACAGACCUACCCGUCUGCCUCUGGCUUCCUUUGCCUUUGCCGUGGGCCCUAGGCCAGUUGUCCUGCCUGCUGCAGGCCUGGCACUACCUCUGCGUCCUGGCUGCAGGACUGUGCCCCUGCCAGGAAGAGGCAUCAGAAGGGGCAGAGUGGGGAUGCUGGCCAGUCAAGAGCAUCCCUGCCUUGUCUCCUGCCAGCCCUGCCCUGGCUUGUAAGCACUCCUGCUUGGCCAGCAGUUUCCCUAAACACCAGGAUACCCAGGCACUCCUGAGGAGUGUCUCCUCCUGCCUGCCCAUAGGCGACGGGUGUAUAGAAUACCUAGAAAAUACUACGAGGCCCAGACUCCAGCAUUUCUUCUGUGGCCUCCUUGCUAUACAGAAGAAGGGCUGCCAAAGGCUGGGAGCAGCCAAAAUUCUUUGUUUCUUUGGUUGUCUUUGGUGAUGAGAUUGAGAGCCUACCUUUGAUACAGUUGUCACUGAAGUCUUCUAGGAGAACUCCCUAGGGGAACGCCUAGGAGUUUCUCUAGGCCUUAGGGCAGAUUAAUGACCCACUCCCCCUCCACCCUGUGGCUUUUCCUUCCUGCCCUAGGGAUGCCUGCUGCUUUGCUUAGCUCAGUUCAGAGUGUUCCUGAAGUGUGGGAUAUUUGCUUUUGGGCGUGUCUCUCAAGACCUGCUGUGAUUUUAGCAGGUUGGGGCCCCUGAGCUGUGGCCCUGCAUCUAGAUAUACCCAUGCAGGCCUACACUCACCUUCUGGGGUUUGCUGUGACUGUGGCCCACCCUAGUGCCUUGCGUUGGCUGGGGCCCCAGUGUUCUGGUCCCACCUCUAAGGCCUCUUUCCUCCCCUUUCCCAUCCCAGCCAUUUCUGUUCUGCUCUGUCAGAACAUGCCCUGCACUCAGCCCCCUGGGGUCUCUCCAUGCUGUUCCGAGCCCUGUGUGACUCAGCAGCCCAGGCACCGGGGUGUGCAGCAUGUCCUGUGCUGGGUCAUGUUCAUGCUGUGUUGCACCACAAAAUUGUUCUCAGCGACUUCCUGAUUCUCCCAGGAUUCAUUGACUUCAUAGCUGAUGAGGUGGACCUGACCUCAGCCCUGACCCGGAAGAUCACGCUGAAGACGCCGCUGAUCUCCUCCCCCAUGGACACUGUGACAGAAGCUGACAUGGCCAUUGCGAUGGCUCUGAUGGGAGGUAUUGGUUUCAUUCACCACAACUGCACCCCAGAGUUCCAGGCCAACGAGGUGCGGAAGGUCAAGAAGUUUGAACAGGGCUUCAUCACGGACCCUGUGGUGCUGAGCCCCUCGCAUACUGUGGGCGAUGUGCUGGAGGCCAAGAUGCGGCAUGGCUUCUCUGGCAUCCCCAUCACUGAGACAGGCACCAUGGGCAGCAAGCUGGUGGGCAUCGUCACUUCCCGAGACAUCGACUUUCUUGCUGAGAAGGACCAUGCCACCCUCCUCAGUGAGGUGAUGACACCAAGGAUUGAGCUGGUGGUGGCUCCAGCAGGUGUGACGUUGAAAGAGGCAAAUGAGAUCCUGCAGCGUAGCAAGAAAGGGAAGCUGCCUAUCGUCAAUGAUCGUGAUGAGCUGGUGGCCAUCAUCGCCCGCACUGACCUGAAGAAGAACCGAGACUACCCUCUGGCCUCCAAGGAUUCCCACAAGCAGCUGCUCUGCGGGGCAGCUGUGGGCACCCGUGAGGAUGACAAAUACCGCCUGGACCUGCUCACCCAGGCGGGCGUCGACGUCAUAGUCUUGGACUCGUCCCAAGGGAAUUCAGUGUAUCAGAUUGCCAUGGUGCAUUACAUCAAACAGAAGUACCCCCACCUCCAGGUGAUUGGGGGGAACGUGGUGACAGCAGCCCAGGCCAAGAACCUGAUUGAUGCUGGUGUGGACGGGUUGCGCGUGGGCAUGGGCUGCGGCUCCAUCUGCAUCACCCAGGAAGUGAUGGCCUGUGGUCGGCCCCAGGGCACUGCUGUGUACAAGGUGGCUGAGUAUGCCCGACGCUUUGGUGUGCCCAUCAUAGCUGAUGGCGGCAUCCAGACCGUGGGGCACGUGGUCAAGGCCCUGGCCCUUGGCGCCUCCACAGUGAUGAUGGGCUCCCUGCUGGCUGCCACCACGGAGGCCCCUGGCGAAUACUUCUUCUCAGACGGGGUGCGGCUCAAGAAGUACCGGGGCAUGGGCUCACUGGAUGCCAUGGAGAAGAGCAGCAGCAGCCAGAAACGAUACUUCAGCGAGGGGGAUAAGGUGAAGAUCGCACAGGGUGUCUCGGGCUCCAUCCAGGACAAAGGGUCCAUUCAGAAAUUUGUGCCCUACCUCAUAGCGGGCAUCCAACACGGCUGCCAGGAUAUCGGGGCCCGCAGCCUGUCUGUCCUUCGGUCCAUGAUGUACUCAGGAGAGCUCAAGUUUGAGAAGCGGACCAUGUCGGCGCAGAUCGAGGGUGGCGUCCAUGGCCUGCACUCUUACGAGAAGCGGCUGUACUGAGGACAGCGGUGGAGGCCGAGGUGGUGGAGGGGGCGCACCCCAAUGUCCACUUUCGGGCACAACCUCCCUCCAUAACUGAGUGAUCCACAGAUUUGCACUACGGGUUCCCCAGCUCCU
Rhinopithecus roxellana (golden snub-nosed monkey) is the source of this 2996-nucleotide messenger RNA. It is a transcript of the gene IMPDH1, whose product is annotated as inosine monophosphate dehydrogenase 1. The coding region runs from base 1326 to 2879 and encodes 517 amino acids. The transcript has 14 exons. Gene Ontology annotation, biological process: GTP biosynthetic process. Lineage: Eukaryota; Metazoa; Chordata; Mammalia; Primates; Cercopithecidae. Gene Ontology annotation, molecular function: IMP dehydrogenase activity. Gene Ontology annotation, cellular component: cytoplasm. The record is from RefSeq and is a predicted model, not a curated record.